AUGGCAUUCUCUACCGGAGGGAGCAGCAGCAGUGGUAAUGCUAACGAAAGAAAACUGCAGCGUGAUAUACCAACAGAUAGUUGUGUACGCCUAUAUCUUUCGCCAGUCCCUAGCGUGGAAGAUGAUGAGGACGAGGAUGUUGAUGAUGAUCAUCAAAGUCAAGCAGCUUUAUCAAUUGUUGAACAAGAUGAUAGUGGUGAGGAAGUUGAACUUACUAGUGUUACACCUGGUACUGCAACUACUGUCACGAUAGUUGAUACAAACCAUGGCGUUAGUAAUCCAUCGAAAACUCAAUAUGAUGAAGAAGUAACUGAUGUGACAUAUGUUGUUCGUAAACAUUACGAGAAUUUUGAAACCAUUGAUUGGCUAAAAGAUUUAAUGAGAAAUCGUAUUCGACAUCGUAAUUUACGUGCACAAAGACGAGCUAGCUGGCGACAACGAUUUAUAUUUUGGUUUGAUGCAUGGAGUGGAUGGAUUUGUGUAUUGCUAGUCGGUUUAUCAGCUGGUCUUGUAGCUGGCUUUGUUGACAUCGGCGCAAAAUGGAUGAGUCAUUGGCGAACUGGUGUUUGCACACCAGCAUUUUGGCUUAAUCGAGAACAAUGCUGUUGGGGUUCGAGAGAAGUUGAAUUUGACCAUGUUCAUAGUGAAUUAUGUGAACAUUGGAAUACAUGGUCUCAAAUAUUUGAUAUGAAUGAAUUAUCCGUUAGUGCUUGGUUUUUCCGGUAUUUUAUGUUUAUAUUUUGGUCUGUGAUUUAUUCUGGUUUUAUUGUUUGUCUUGUCGUUGGUUCUGCUCCAUAUGCAAGUGGAUCUGGAAUUCCUGAAAUAAAAACAAUUCUAUCAGGUUUUAUAAUGUAUGGCUAUUUAGGCAAAUGGACAUUUUUUAUUAAAAGUAUUGGCAUGAUAUUUGUAACAAGUGCAGGUCUUAUUGUAGGAAAAGAAGGUCCAUUUGUGCAUAUAUCUUGUUGUUGCGGAAAUCUUUUUUCAAAACUUUUUCCAAAAUAUGGAAAUAAUGAAGCACGUAAACGAGAAAUAUUAUCUGCAGCAGCUGCUACAGGAGUUUCAGUUGCAUUUGGUGCACCCAUUGGAGGCAUCCUAUUUGGCUUAGAAGAAAUAAGCUAUUAUUUUCCAUAUAAAACAUUAUGGCGAACAUUUUUCUGUUGUAUGAUCGGUGCUCUUGUUGUACGUACAAUAAAUCCAUAUGGUAACGGUCAUGAAAUUCAAUUUCCUGUUGAAUAUAAUGUUCCAUGGGCAACAUUUGAAGUUGUUCCAUUUAUUUGCCUUGGAAUCUUAGGAGGUCUAUGGGGAACAUUAUUUAUAAAAACAAACAUUCGCUGGUUAAAAUAUAAAAAAACUAGUCGCAUUGGGCAAUAUCCACGUGCCGAAGUUGUCAUUCUAACACUAAUUACUGCUUUUAUUUGUUAUCCAAAUCUCUAUUUAAGAUUAACAAUGCCUGAAUUAAUUCGACGGUUAGUUGGACAAUGUCGUGUUGAUAAUCAUAUGGAUUUAUGUGAUUACGAACGUGAAAAACCUACAGGGACAGCUACAUCUAAAUUAUAUUCUGCUCUGGCGGGUCCUGGCAUACAUCGUGCUAUUUGGCAAUUAUUUUGGGCAUUAAUUGUUCAAAUAACUCUCGUUAUUUUUACUAUCGGCACAAAAAUUCCUUCUGGCUUGAUCGUUCCGAGCAUUUCAAUCGGAGCUAUUGCCGGGCGCCUUAUUGGUAUUAUAACAGAACAGAUAGCAUAUCAAAAUCAGCAUUUAGCUAUACUAAGACAUGAAUGUGGAGUUUCUAAUGAACAUUGUGUUACGCCUGGAUUAUAUGCAGUUGUUGGGGCAUGUGCUUUUUUAGGUGGCGUUAGUCGAAUGACUGUUUCUCUUGUUGUUAUUAUGAGUGAAGUUACUGGUGGUUUGUCUUAUAUUGUUCCAUUGAUGGUUACAGCAUUAGCAGCCAAAUGGGUAGGAGAUGCAUUUGGUGAAGGAAUUUACGAGGAGAAUGUGAAAUUAAGUGGCUACCCAUACUUAGAAAAUCGUGAAAGUUUUCGAUUUACUCUGAAAGCUGGUGAAGCAGUACGUGCAAGUCGUUCUGAUGAAACAGUUCCAUUAGCAUGUAUUAUUCAAGAUGGAAUGACAAUAGCUCAAAUUGAUAGACUUCUUCAUCGUCAUCCACACUCGAUUUAUCCUGUUAUUAUCAGUGAAGAUUUUCCUUGCAUAGUCGGUCAAGUGCAACGACGUGAUCUAUUAGCUGUACUUAAAUCACGAAAAACUCAGUCACCACAAAUACAAUCAAAACCAUUAUUGAAUCGAAAGUAUUCAGUAGUAUCAAUGUCAAAUUUAUUAAAUAAAUCAGGUCAACCAUCAUCAUUAGGAAUGCGUCGAGCAUCAAUAGCAUUGCAAGCAUCAAAAAUUUUAAAAUUACACAAAUUAGUUGAUCGAGCACCAAUUAUUGUAACAGAUCAAACACCAAUGGAAGCUGUAGUUGAUAUGUUUAGAAAAUUGGGUUGUAGACAAAUAUUUGUUACAAAAAACGGUCGUCUUCAUGGCAUUUUAACUCGAAAAGAUAUUAUUCGUUUAAUGCAAGAAGCUAAUAUAUCAAAAAAGCUUGAACACUAA
Messenger RNA from Rotaria socialis, 2607 nucleotides. The record is from the annotation of a GenBank genome assembly. NCBI's taxonomy places the organism in Eukaryota, Metazoa, Rotifera, Eurotatoria, Philodinida, Philodinidae.